GUGUUUAACUAAAAAUGACAUCUCGUGCCAGGAGUUCGUGAGUUGAUGGUGGAUUUACGCCCAAUUUCACGUUUAAUUGAUCGAAGCCUGAUUAAAACAAAAUUUCCAAGCAAAUGUUCACAGUUUUUUCUUCACGUAAAUUCGUAAUUUUUUACCUUAACAAAGAGUGCAGACAGCAUCACGUGCUGUCUACAAGCCCUUCUGUUAACAGCUGAUGUAUGUACGUGCAAAUUCUAACCUUACUACAUUCAAACUUAACCAAACAAAAACUCAUCAACACUGAUACCAAAAUAAGGACAAAAUGUCCCUUCGAAAUUUAAGGAUUCUACGCUUUUCAAAAUUACCACUUUGCAACCGAUUGCUGAAAAACAACUAUCGAACUUUCACCUCGGUGGCGACCCAUAAAAAUGAGCAGGAAACUACCGAAAAAAGCACCCAUUUCGGCUUCGAAACCGUUAAAGAAAGCGAAAAACAAGAAAAGGUUGAUAAGGUAUUCGAGGAUGUCGCCAAGGAUUAUGACAUCAUGAACGAUGCAAUGUCCUUGGGAAUUCAUAGAAUCUGGAAAGAUUAUUUCAUGUGUCAACUCGGUCCUACUAAGAACACUAAGCUCUUAGAUGUCGCCGGAGGAACCGGGGAUAUUGCUUUUAGGUUUUUAAAUUAUGUGAACAAGUACAAAAUUGAGGGCUGCCAUGUCACAGUAACUGAUAUAAAUCCUCGUAUGUUGCAAGUUGGUAAAAAGAGGAGUCAGGAAUUGAAGCAUAAUCCUGAUUUAAUUUCUUGGCAGGAAGGUAAUGCUGAAGAACUACCUUUCAAGGACAAUAAGUUUAAUGCAUAUACAAUAGCUUUUGGGAUUAGAAAUUGCACUCAUAUCGACAAAGUGUUGAGUGAAGCUUAUAGGGUAUUACAACCUGGAGGCAGAUUUAUGUGUUUGGAGUUUAGCCAACUGGAAAGUUCUACUGCACAAUGGCUCUAUGAUCAAUACAGUUUUCAAGUAAUACCUGUGAUGGGACAACUUAUUGCAGGCCAGUGGAAACCUUAUCAGUACUUAGUGGAAAGUAUCAGGCAGUUUCCAAAUCAAGAAACUUUUAAAACUAUGAUCGAAGAAUCUGGUUUCCGACAAGUGAGUUACGAAAAUGUUACUUUAGGAGUGGUGGCAAUACAUUCAGGAUUUAAGUUGUGAAUACAUAAAUAAAACUUGUUUGUUGUGUUCCUUAUUUUAUAUUUUCGAGAAAUAAUAUUUAAUUUAAAUUACAAUAAAUUCAAUUUAUUA
This is a messenger RNA of Anthonomus grandis grandis, 1270 nucleotides long. Its product is annotated as 2-methoxy-6-polyprenyl-1,4-benzoquinol methylase, mitochondrial-like. Bases 302 to 1180 code for a protein of 292 amino acids. The record is from RefSeq and is a predicted model, not a curated record. Lineage: Eukaryota; Metazoa; Arthropoda; Insecta; Coleoptera; Curculionidae. The transcript is spliced from 6 exons. Gene Ontology annotation, biological process: ubiquinone biosynthetic process. Gene Ontology annotation, molecular function: methyltransferase activity.